Neltuma alba is the source of this 2552-nucleotide messenger RNA. RefSeq names its product sterol 3-beta-glucosyltransferase UGT80B1. The transcript has 14 exons. The coding region runs from base 358 to 2190 and encodes 610 amino acids. Gene Ontology annotation, biological process: carbohydrate metabolic process. The record is from RefSeq and is a predicted model, not a curated record. Gene Ontology annotation, molecular function: UDP-glycosyltransferase activity; hexosyltransferase activity. Lineage: Eukaryota; Viridiplantae; Streptophyta; Magnoliopsida; Fabales; Fabaceae.
UUGGAUUUGCAUGCUUGGUUGAUUACGUUCAUUACUCCAGCUUUCAAGGGAACUUCGAGUGUUCGGGUACUCAGAAAUUGUUGCUUCUGAGCUCGUGAGUGGAGAGAUUAUUGGCUGCUUAUUCGGGUUUUUAUCCUCUUCAUCCUCAGCUAUAUGGUGAUUUUGAAGUCCGUUCACAGAGUAUUAUGGUUUUGGUCCUGUGUGUUUGGUAGAAUUUACAAGUUUUGCCGACUUAAAAGUAUAAGUGUUGAGAAUUGAUAUUGGGGCUUCUGGAAAAGAGAGUAAUGAGUUCAAAUUUUUCCCGAAGAAUUAGCUGAAGAAGGGCGCUGACAGUCAAUAAAAGAAAGAUUUCAGGAAAUGGGCGAUGCUGAUUCGGUUACAGUGCAAAACAAGUCCCUAGAUAAUUACGUACAUUCGUCAUCUUGUGAGGAGCCACAGAUGUGCCCCGUGACAGAGAACUCUAAAUCAAAAGAACCAGAAGCUAGUUCUUCGCCGGGGGGAGGGUUGAACCAUAGCAUAACUGCACCUGUUGGAACUGAGAGGUACCAGCUUAUUGAUUAUAACGAGGUUAUGUUUUCUAGAUCCUUAACAGAGAAGACAUCAUCUCCAAGGCAUAGCUUGUUAUUGGACAGACUUUUAGAGCGAGAAAAGAAAAAAUUGAUUGGGAACCUUGUGAAGAUACAAAAUGACGGGACUGUCAAAGUGUAUUUGGAAAAGAGUGAGCCUGUUGCAUCAGAAUUGUUAGAGCUCCAAUCAUUUGAAGACUUGGCAGUGAGGGACAUUUUCGUUUCUGAAUGCAAAAAACCAAUUCCAAGGUUGCAAAUUGCUAUACUUGUUGUUGGAACCAGAGGGGAUGUACAGCCUUUUCUGGCCAUUGCAAAGAGACUACAGGAAUAUGGUCAUCAUGUUAGGUUAGCAACUCAUGCUAAUUUUAACACAUUUAUAAAGUCAGCUGGUGUGGAUUUCUAUCCCUUGGGUGGUGAUCCUCGAGCUUUGGCAGGAUAUAUGGUCAGAAAUAAAGGACUGAUCCCAUCAGGACCAUCAGAAAUAUCCUCGCAAAGAAAGCAGCUGAAGGCCAUUAUUGAAUCUCUUCUCCCAGCAUGCACCGCACCUGAUUUAGAAACUGGUGUUCCUUUCAGAGCUCAGGCUAUUAUUGCCAAUCCUCCAGCAUAUGGACAUGCACAUGUCGCUGAAGCCCUUGGGGUGCCUCUUCACAUCUUCUUCACAAUGCCUUGGACGCCAACAUAUGAGUUCCCUCACCCUUUGGCACGUGUUCCUCAAAGUGCUGGUUAUUGGCUGUCCUACAUUGUUGUAGAACUAAUGAUGUGGUGGGGGAUGAGAGGAAUUAUCAAUGACUUUAGGAAACGGACAUUGAAGCUUGCUCCUAUCGCAUACUUCAGUAUGUAUCGUGGAUCAAUAUCUCAUUUACCAACUGGCUAUAUGUGGAGUUCUCAUGUUGUUCCAAAGCCAAGUGACUGGGGCCCUUUAGUUGACGUUAUUGGUUAUUGUUUCAUAAACCUUGGAUCAGAGUACCAACCACGGGAAGAUUUUGGGCAGUGGAUUGAAAAUGGACCAAAACCCAUAUAUUUUGGGUUUGGGAGCAUGCCGCUUGAAGAUUCCAAGAAAACUACCGAUGUUAUAUUGGAGGCACUAAAGGAUACAGGACAACGGGGUAUUAUUGAUCGUGGUUGGGGAAAUCUAGGGAAUUUGGAAGAAGUUCCGGAGUAUGUUUUCCUUCUGGAGGAAUGUCCGCAUGAUUGGUUGUUUCCUCAAUGUUCUGCUGUGGUGCAUCAUGGCGGUGCUGGAACCACAGCUACAGGAUUAAAAGCUGGGUGCCCCACUACCAUAGUUCCAUUCUUCGGAGAUCAGUUUUUCUGGGGAGACCGCAUAUAUGAGAAAGGAUUUGGACCGGCCCCAAUUCCAAUCUCUGAGCUCACUUGCGAGAACUUAUCAAAUGCCAUAAAGUUCAUGCUCCAGCAAGAGGUGAAAUCUCGAGCAGUGGAAAUAGCCAAGUUGAUUGAGAAUGAGGAUGGUGUUGGUGCUGCAGUGGAUGCAUUUCACCGCCAUCUGCCUCCUGAUUUACCCCUCCCAAGUCCAUCCCCGCCGGUCGAGAAGGACCAACCUUUUCCUUUGCAGUGGCUUUUUCUUCAGGUCGCAAACUUGUGUUCUGUACCUUGUGGUGGUGUGUAGGCUUUUCAAACGUAACUUCAGUCUUUUCUUUUUCAUUUUCAAUAUAUAUAUAUAUAUAUAUAUAUAUUAAUUAACAUGAUUGCAGGUAGAAUAGUGGUUCCUUUAUUAUUAUUAUUUUUUCCUUCCAGAAUUUUACAACAUAGUGAUUUGCUAUGUGGUAUUCCAUUCAUUUUAGUCAAGCAUCAAACUCUCUACGUUGGGGGUUUGAUUAAUAAUUCAUAUUGCAGAUGUACAUUAGACUUGUUUUUCUACCUUUAGUAUAUAUAAGAGGUUUUGCUAUUUGGAAUAUGGUAUUCAUACAUUAUAACUUUUGGUUAUGUAAUUGAUGUUUGAUUAUUAAAUUAAGAGCUCUUUGAAUUUCA